GUGAGGCGGGCUGGCUGCCGGGGCAGGGCUGGAGGGCUGUGCCCGCCCUCGCCGGGACUGAGGAUGGGGAGGCGAGGGACGCGCUUGGGCUCGCGAGGAUGGCCCAGGGCUGCUCUGAGGGCCGGCGGUGGGAGAAGCCCGGCGGGAGCAGCGGGGUCCCAUCGCCAGCGGCCCCGGGGACCUGUGUGCCCUGUCCCCAGUGUUCCCCAUCCCCGGUGUGCCCUGUGCCCGCGGUGCCUCAUCCCCGGUGUGCCCCGUUCCCGGUGUGCCCUGUCCCCAGCGCCCACUGACAGCCUUGGGCCCGAGUGUCCAGCCAGGACGCAGCCCCUGGGAUCUCUGUCCAAAGCCUGGCCUGGGACACACUGGAGCAGGCACUUGGGUCAAAAAGAAGAAAUAACCACUAACAGCUGAAACAUACAUCUCCACUCUGGCUAGGCAGGAGCAAUGGAGACUUCUGAUGGAGAAAGUUUGGGUGUUGCCACCUCCACCACUUCUGAUGAGUUUGAUGCAGUUGUUGGCUAUCUGGAGGAUAUCAUAAUGGAUGAUGAUUUCCAGUUAAUACAGAGGAAUUUUUUGGAGAAGCACUACCAGGAGUUUGAUGACUCAGAAGAAAACAAGCUCAUCUAUACAGACAUUUUUAAUGAAUAUAUCUCUUUAGUAGAGAAAUACAUUGAAGAGAAGUUGCUCGAUCGGAUUCGUGGGUUUGAUAUGGUUGCUUUCACAGUGUCGUUGCAACAGCACAAAGAUGAAAUGCCAGGUGAUAUAUUUGAUCUGCUUCUCACAUUUACAGACUUUCUGGCUUUCAAAGAAAUGUUCUUGGAAUACAGAGCUGAAAAAGAAGGUCGAAGUCUGGAUUUAAGCAGUGCGUUAGUGGUGACUUCAUUAAACCAUUAAACAAAUCA
Molecule: messenger RNA, 902 nt
Organism: Zonotrichia leucophrys gambelii
Lineage: Eukaryota; Metazoa; Chordata; Aves; Passeriformes; Passerellidae
Gene: ARL2BP
Product: ADP ribosylation factor like GTPase 2 binding protein
Exons: 7
Coding region: 445-894 (149 amino acids)
Biological process (GO): maintenance of protein location in nucleus; positive regulation of tyrosine phosphorylation of STAT protein
Cellular component (GO): mitochondrial intermembrane space
Source: RefSeq, a predicted model, not a curated record